This is a messenger RNA of Rhipicephalus sanguineus (brown dog tick), 891 nucleotides long. Its product is annotated as juvenile hormone acid O-methyltransferase. The transcript has 3 exons. The record is from RefSeq and is a predicted model, not a curated record. Bases 1 to 891 code for a protein of 296 amino acids. Lineage: Eukaryota; Metazoa; Arthropoda; Arachnida; Ixodida; Ixodidae. Gene Ontology annotation, molecular function: S-adenosylmethionine-dependent methyltransferase activity.
AUGGCCAGCGUGCACCCGGAAACGGUGCACAAACCGUUCACUCAAACGGGGACACCGAUGGUGUACGACGAAGCACACCGAGGCAUGGUUGAAUCUACAGUGCAGCUGCUCGAGACUUGGCAGAAGUCGUUCUUCACGCACUCCGAAGAAAACGACGCCAGCGACCACCAGUACCUGGAGAUCGGCUGCGGUCCGGGCAACAUCGCUCGCAACCACCUGCUGCCCCUGUGUCCUCCGAGCUUGAAGAGGCUCGUCGGUACGGACAUCUCGGAAGCUAUGGUGAACUAUGCCAGGACGGCGCACGCCCACCCGAAGGUCGAUUACCGAGUGCUGGACGUCACCGCAGACGAGGACGUGUCCCGGUUCAUCGCCGAGGAAGGCCGAUUUCAGAGGGUGUACUCCUUCCUCGUGCUUCACUGUAUACACGACAAGGCCGCCGCGUUGAAGAACAUCGAGCGCCUGAUGACGCCUGGUGGCGAGUGCCUCGUCAUAUACAACCCAUACUUGAAGUGGGGAGAGUUCCAGCGGGCGCUACUGGAAAGCGACUCGUGGGAAAAAUACCACGGCGUGGUCUGGCGCGCAAUGCCCGUGUUCCACGAAUCCAACGACCCUGUUUCCUUGAGAAAGAGCUUUUUCGAUCUCGUCGAGCUGACUGGGCUCGUGCCGCUGACCUGCGAGCUGGUUCGAAUCAAUGUGAAAAGCGCCAACGUCGAUGACCUUGCACGAUUGUUCGCAACUGCCAAUCCGAUUUAUCCUCUGCUGACGGAAGAAGAAAAACCAAUGUUGCUCGACUUCGCCAAGAAUUUUCUGCUGGAAGGAGGCUGUUCCAGCUUCUCGCCCACAGGGUCAACGCAGGAGCUCAGAUUUGUUUUUCACGGAUACAAACCGUAG